This is a messenger RNA of Asterias rubens (European starfish), 2334 nucleotides long. RefSeq lists its product as uncharacterized. Lineage: Eukaryota; Metazoa; Echinodermata; Asteroidea; Forcipulatida; Asteriidae. The transcript is spliced from 9 exons. Bases 1 to 2328 code for a protein of 775 amino acids. The record is from RefSeq and is a predicted model, not a curated record.
AUGCAGCGACCACUAUGCGAGCGACAAGCGUCAUUUAGAAGGUCACUGGAGUCGAUCAAGGAGCAGCAUCAGCUCUUUGUUGAAGAUGGGCAGAAGAGAAGCAGGGCCAAGGAUGUGUCAUUUAGCAUAGUGAGCUCUCCUAUGCUCCCUGUUGAGCUUGAUUAUGUGAUCGUCCCUACACUCCACAUAUCCCUUGGAGUGUUUAAAAGGUUGUAUGACCUCUUCGAGCAAGCGUGCCAUGAGCUAGAUGUAGCCAUCCUGAAAGAGAGAGCCAUUGCCAGAGAUAUUGAUGACGACUUUGAGGACGAUUCAACGACCGACUUUGACAAGAAAGUUGAGAACGAGCUGUGCAGGAAGAGGACAAUCAAAAGAGAUCUUCAAGAAAAGCGAGAUCAACUUGAAGACCUCGAAGAGGACAUUCUCCUUCCCCUUCUAGACAACCAUCAUGGAGUCAACGUAUUGAGGGCAGACAUUGCUGAAAUGGAAAACAACCAGGGGACGACUGAACUGGAGUUUGGUACAGGGCCAAUUGCCAGUAGUUUGGACGGUGUGCUGAAAAAACAUAAAGUGAACAGACAGGCUUACCAUGGGAAGUCUUUCGUGGGAAACCACGUUAACAAGUGUUGUCAGAUACCCGUUAUAGAUGCCCUCACGUCUCAACCUCGACUGAUGACCGACCAACUCCCACUCGAUGAAUUGACUCUUGAAGCAUCUGCCACAAUAAGAAGGAAUUCGGCAGAAAUUGGGGUUAAAUUCCAUGAAGCGUUUUCUUGUUUCGCAGAUGUGCACAAAGCCAUAAACCACUGCAACCCUAUCACGCAAUCAGACAUGGAGCGAACAGACGUGUGCAUUAAACACUUCUUACGUGUGUAUCGUCGAUGCUUCCCUGAUGCCAGCAUUACACCUAAGCUGCAUAUGCUAGAGGAGCAUACCAUGGAGCAGCUGCGGCGAUUCAAGGUUGGUCUGGGGCUACUGAAUGAGCAAGGCGGUGAGCUUUUGCACACCGAGUUCAACAGAGCUGGACGAGCAGUGCACGGCAUGAAGGAUGAGCUCCAGAAGCUAAUGACCAACGUGCAGAAGCGACUGCGCGAUUUGCGCGAUGAACUGCGAGAGUUCGACGACCCUUUUUGCACACGGCACGAUGCUCACAUGCUUCAGGUGGCACACAAGAUGGCGUGGUUAGGCCGACCUCUGAAAUGGCCAGACCCACAGCUACCAUCCCAACAGCCUGUGUUUGGACCACCUCGAAAGAUUAGUGCUCUGAUAUUGGGUGACUCCCUUACUAAAUACUUGGGGGAGAACUUUGACAGUUGCCUGUUGAGCCCAGACGUGCACACUCGUCGAGGGGCAACUGUGCAAAUUCUUCGUCAGUAUGUUAUUAAUAACGCCCAUCAGUUGCAUACUGCUGACGUUAUAUUUUUGCAUGUCGGAACAAAUAACCUUGAACAGGGCUUCCUUCACAGCAACAUCCAAGCCUACAGGAGACUACUUACCACUGUAAGGGAAAACUUCCCCCUUACUGAGAUAGUGGUAAGUGGUAUUUUACCCCGUUCAGAUGAUAGCCGACUUAAUCUAUCUCGGGUAAUGCACAAUAUUAAGCUGGCCAAUAUUUGUCACAAUUUUUCACAUUGCAAGUUUUUAGAUUUCAGUGACAUGUUCCAUGAAUGCCAUCUUGCUAAAGAUGGACUUCAUCUUAACUGGGACGGAAAUUACCUCUUCAGCCGGCUUAUACAGAAGCAAUUAGAGAAAAUGUCAAAACCCAUAGACCCUCGUGGUACACCCCAACCCCAUUGUCCACAUGAGCUGAAGAAACUGGUCCGAACACCGAGGAAGAAAAUCUCAGCGAAAUGCCCAAAGACCAAGCGGUGCAUUGACAUCCCAAAGCCUCCCACAAGUUCCAGUACAACCUCAAAGACAUCGGACACCACUAAGCCUCCUCCUUCUGUCACAACCAAGCCUCCCAAAAUGUCAAGAAACAGAGGAAGUCAAGACAAUUUGUCUAGUACCAAACCAGUGAUGUACUUCAUCAAACCUUAUGUGGCUAUGGCCACAAUACGGUAUGAGGAGGUCAACAGCAAUUUUCACCAUUCUCGAGGUGCUUCACACCAACAAGUGCGCCUUCCGAAGGCAGAGACACCUUAUGUUGCAUCACGCAAGCAAGGGAAGAGGCGACGCAAAAGAAAAAAGCAAAUCGUGAAAAGACGGAGGCGGCGAAAAUGGAAGGUACCUUGGGAGGCUUCAGUCAAGUUUUCCUGGAGGAAUGAUGGGCAAAUGGACAACAACAAAACAGGAAGCCAAGGAGGUAACAAUAUGUCAUUGCAGGGGUGAAGCAAU